Molecule: messenger RNA, 1512 nt
Organism: Alternaria ethzedia
Lineage: Eukaryota; Fungi; Ascomycota; Dothideomycetes; Pleosporales; Pleosporaceae
Exons: 6
Coding region: 1-1512 (503 amino acids)
Biological process (GO): translation
Cellular component (GO): mitochondrion
Molecular function (GO): ribosomal large subunit binding
Source: RefSeq, a predicted model, not a curated record
AUGCUCAAGAAGGCCGGUAAAGCGAACAAAGCCCAUGCGCGAACCGAUUCCGCACCACCCGUCAGCAACCCGGGUCCGCUCACACCUACCGACGAAGCCUACGAUGUCUCGGGCUUGGAGGCACAGAUCCUCAAGGCCCUAGAGAAGCUUACGCACGAUCUCAGCCAAUUGCGCAGUGGAGGAAAGACGAACCCUGAAAUCGUGGAGAACUUGAAAGUGCAAUUGGGCACGGCAGGAAACAAAGAGACCGUGAGACUGGGAGAUAUCGCACAGGUUGUGCCUAGAGGGAGAAUGUUCAAUGUCAUAUGUGGGGAAGACACGCACGUCAAGCACGUCACAAGUGCCAUCGCCGCCUCACCGCACUCGCUCACACCCCUCACACCCGAACCCUCCAACCCACUCACGAUCCAAGUCCCGCUCCCACCGCCAACGGGAGAAUCGCGUCGCGCAGCCGUUGAGUCGGCCGUCAAAGCUUCUGAGCGAGCAGACAAGCUGAUACAGCAAGGGCGUCAGGAACACAACAAGAAGCUGAGGAAAUUUGAGCUGAAUCGCGAUGUGCUGCCGGACGACCUGCAAAAGGCGAAGAAGAAGAUGGAGGAGGUGGUGAAGAAGGGACACGAGGAGGUCAAGCGCAUCAGUGACGGUGCGAAGAGGGUGCUUGAGAAUGACACUGGUACAAUCAGGCUUGGCGGAGCGGACGGUACGAAGGGCACUACAAUCAAUACAACGUCCAUAACCCGGGCUGAAGGUGUUGUGGUUACUCGCCUGCCUAUGGAAGACGACCUCGAACUACCACCUAGCACCGAGGCGAAGUCGAUCUUCCAUAUCUACGAGAAACGUAAGUGUUAUAAAAGCAUCACACCAAUUUCCGUUCCUGCAUUCGAACGAAGAUCCGGCCCGACAAUCAAAGAACAAAAGGCUCUACGCAAGGAGAAGAAAGAGCGUCAAGACGCUGGACUACCUGGUGUAGAACCAGAGGAUAAUGCUUUCUUCCUGCACCGACCAUACCUCGCCUUCCACGUGCCGCCUCACGUACUUUACACUGGCAGCAGUAAAGACACCGGGCAGCCAGCUAUCUUGAUACACGAAGGCUGUUUCUGGAAAGAGUACAAGCUCCAGCUCCUCCCAUCGACACCCGACACACUCGACCCCCGCGGCGUGGUACCAUGGCGCCACAACGGCGGCGACAAAAAAGCGCUGAAAGGCGAUCACCACAAACUCAAAGGGUACAAAGUGCGGACGUGGAGGUUGUGGGGUGAGACGGGGAAGGAAUACGUUCACUCCGUCAAAGCCAUUCGUAAGACGGGCGAAGGGCAGGAUCCCGAUGUGAUUACGACGACGAAUGGCAAGUUAGAAGAACCUGCGACAGCCGACGAAGUGGUGUAUCUACGGUGGAAGAACCCUCUGUCGCGCCAAACGAGAUGCUAUUACUUCCACUAUGCAGGUAUUGACUUCUUCUGGAAAGGAACAGGCACAGUCCGAGAAUCUCCCUACCUGCCACCGAAGGGAUAA